Molecule: messenger RNA, 1852 nt
Organism: Vombatus ursinus (common wombat)
Lineage: Eukaryota; Metazoa; Chordata; Mammalia; Diprotodontia; Vombatidae
Gene: CYRIB
Product: family with sequence similarity 49 member B
Exons: 12
Coding region: 181-1155 (324 amino acids)
Biological process (GO): positive regulation of T cell activation; regulation of actin filament polymerization
Molecular function (GO): small GTPase binding
Source: RefSeq, a predicted model, not a curated record
GUUGUGGAUUUCUUGAAAAAGCUGCUAAGACCUGAGUUCGGGGUUGUUUCCCCUGCAAGAUCUGAUGACUUCAACAUCCAACACAGUCCUGAGAGUCCAGAUUCCUGUUCUCUUUUAGGUGUUAGUGAUUUUAUCAAGAAACAAAGAAUAUUGAACUCUGGAAUAUGCAGGUACCUUAACAUGGGGAAUCUUCUUAAAGUUUUGACAUGCACAGACCUUGAGCAGGGGCCAAAUUUUUUCCUUGAUUUUGAAAAUGCCCAGCCCACAGAAUCUGAAAAGGAAAUUUAUAAUCAGGUGAAUGUAGUAUUAAAAGAUGCAGAAGGCAUUCUGGAGGAUUUACAGUCGUACAGAGGAGCUGGCCAUGAGAUACGAGAGGCAAUACAGCAUCCAUCUGAUGAGAAGUUGCAAGAGAAGGCAUGGGGUGCAGUUAUUCCACUAGUAGGCAAACUAAAGAAGUUUUAUGAAUUUUCUCAGAGGUUAGAGGCAGCAUUGAGAGGUCUUCUGGGAGCCUUGACAAGUACCCCAUAUUCUCCAACACAGCACCUAGAGCGAGAGCAGGCUCUUGCUAAACAGUUUGCAGAGAUUCUUCAUUUCACACUCCGAUUUGAUGAACUCAAGAUGACAAAUCCUGCUAUACAGAAUGAUUUCAGCUAUUACAGAAGAACACUGAGUCGUAUGAGGAUCAAUAAUGUUCCAGCAGAAGGAGAAAACGAAGUAAAUAAUGAAUUGGCAAACCGUAUGUCUUUAUUUUAUGCUGAGGCAACCCCAAUGUUGAAAACCUUAAGUGAUGCCACGACAAAAUUUGUAUCAGAGAAUAAAAAUUUACCAAUAGAAAAUACCACAGAUUGUUUAAGCACCAUGGCUAGUGUAUGCAGAGUCAUGCUUGAAACACCGGAGUAUAGAAGCAGGUUUACAAAUGAAGAGACAGUAUCAUUCUGUCUGAGAGUAAUGGUGGGUGUCAUCAUACUCUAUGACCAUGUACAUCCAGUGGGAGCAUUUGCCAAAACAUCAAAAAUUGAUAUGAAAGGUUGUAUCAAAGUCCUAAAGGACCAGCCUCCCAAUAGUGUAGAAGGCCUUCUAAAUGCUCUCAGGUACACAACAAAACAUUUGAAUGAUGAGACUACCUCCAAGCAAAUUAAAUCUAUGCUGCAAUAACAGUUUCCUGGAAUUAGCACCUGCUGUAGAAAGAUAACAGUAUUCUGCAAUGACUGAGAUGCACAGUUUUUUAGUGAUUGCAAUUACUCUCAUUCAUUCUUGCUUUUUCUUUCUUUUUUUCCUCUUCCCCCUUUUUAAAUCAUGUUCUUGUUUUUAAGACUUCUUUUCUGUGCCAAAAUGAAUAAAGUUAUAAACUUUGAAGGGAUGUUUUCCUUUCAACAUGGCCAUUUAAGGCAGCUAAUUAUGCAUUGCAUUUGGAUCUCUACUGAGAAAAAUUCUGUGACUUGAACUAAAUAUUUUUAAACGUGAAUUUUUUUGGGAAAACUAAUAUUUAAUAUUGCUUCUUCUGCAUGGCAAAACUGCCUAUUUCUGCUAUUUAAAAACCCUCAAUGACUUCAUUUUUCUAUUGCCGCUUUUUUCAUGUGCAACCAAGAUGAGGAUGUUUAAAUUAAAACUGUGUUGUACAAAAUGGUACCCAACACAAAGGUUUUUUUUUUUAAUUAGUAAAACUGGUUUGUUUAAAGUUUUACAUUUGCAUUUUGACUCUUUUUUUUUUUGUAAGGAUGUAUGUUGUGUGUUUAACCUUUAUUAACUAACGUUAAAACUGUGAUGUGUGCGUAGAAAAAAUACGUAUGCAUGUUCAUGUUUAAAGAAUGGCUGUUGAUGAUAAAAUAAAAAUCAGCUUUCAUUUUUCUAA